AUGUCGAUUACUGAAUUUGAAUAUAAAACUGGCUUUCCAGCACUUCGCUUGACAAAUUCAAAUGGUUGUUCCUCUGUGGAAAUAUUAUUAUAUGGUGCACAUGUUCUUUCAUGGACUACGAACAAUAAACAAAUCUUGUUUCUAAGUGAUAAAGCUAUAUUUGCACCAGGAAAAGCUAUUCGUGGCGGUAUACCUAUUGUAUGGCCUCAAUUCGGACCUGGUCCAUUACCACAACAUGGUUUCGCUCGUGUUAAAACAUGGCGUUUAGGAAAAACAAAUACCAAUGGAGAUGUCAGUGUUGAAUUACAUCUUUCACAUGAUGAAGAUACAUUGAAAAUAUGGCCACAUAAAUUCAAUUUAACACUUACUAUUCGUUUAAAAGAAAAAUCAUUUUAUCAAGAAUUAACUGUACAUAAUGAAGAUAACCAUACAUUCGAAUUUACUGCAUUAUUUCAUACAUAUUUUACUGUUGAUGAUAUAAAAACAACAAAUAUAUGUGGUUUAAAUAAUGUAACUUACGCGGAUAAAGUCGAUGGAAGCAAAACUAAAACAGACACCAAUAAGAUUCUAGAAUUUACAGGCGAAACCGAUCGUGUCUAUAACGAUGGUGGAAAAAAUGCAAACCCUAUUCUUAUCAAUGAUUGUAUUCAAGUGAUUGGUUCGAGUACAACAUCGGAUAUUGUCGUAUGGAAUCCUUGGCAAGAAAAAGCCAAAGCAUCUGUUGAUAUUGGUGAACAUAAUUUUUCGAAAUUUGUCUGUAUUGAAGUUGGUCACGUUCAUGAUUCUGUGAAGCUAGACAAAGAUCAAUUAUGGAAAGGUUCACAUGAAAUCACACUACUCAAAUGA
Molecule: messenger RNA, 846 nt
Organism: Rotaria socialis
Lineage: Eukaryota; Metazoa; Rotifera; Eurotatoria; Philodinida; Philodinidae
Source: the annotation of a GenBank genome assembly